Molecule: messenger RNA, 4294 nt
Organism: Astyanax mexicanus (Mexican tetra)
Lineage: Eukaryota; Metazoa; Chordata; Actinopteri; Characiformes; Acestrorhamphidae
Gene: plppr2b
Product: phospholipid phosphatase related 2b
Exons: 8
Coding region: 198-1196 (332 amino acids)
Biological process (GO): phospholipid metabolic process; phospholipid dephosphorylation; signal transduction
Molecular function (GO): phosphatidate phosphatase activity
Source: RefSeq, a predicted model, not a curated record
CGGUGGAGGAAGAGCGAGAGAGAGAGAGUGCACCAAGCAUCUGUUCUUUACUCUUGGUUCUGAACUCGCACUUGUUUCCGCCAGAGGUGAGCGUGAGUGUGAGUGUGUGUGUGUGAUGUAGCAGCUCCACUCCCAUCAGCACAACUGAUCCAGCAGAGUGUGUGCAUGUCUGUAUGAGACCCUGACAAAGGACAGAGAUGGACAGAAGAAUGGUGGGAAUAAGAGGAGGGCUAAAGAAGAGCAAAUACCUUGUUCCCUGCUUCCUCUGCGUAGAGCUGGUGAUUAUGUCCGGGACGGUUCUGCUGGCGUACUAUUUCGAGUACACGGACACGUUCCCGGUCCACAUCCAGGGGUUCUUCUGCUUCGAUAAAUCGUUCUCCAAACCGUACCCGGGCCCCGAGGACUCCAGCAGAGCUCCCCCCGUUCUCGUCUAUUCACUGGUCACUGCCAUUCCCACCAUCACGAUCCUGAUAGGUGAGCUGGCAUUGUUCUUCUCAAAGCCUGAGGCCCUGCAGGAGAGAACCAUCGUAUCUGCAGACUGCUGCUACUUCAACCCUCUGCUGCGUCGCAUUGUACGCUUUCUGGGUGUUUACUCAUUCGGUCUCUUCACCACCACCAUAUUUGCCAAUGCUGGUCAGGUGGUGACAGGAAACCAGGCACCCCACUUUCUGUCUGCUUGCCGUCCCAACUACACAGCGCUGGGCUGCCACUCCCCACUGCAGUACAUCUCAGAGCGGCGGGCAUGCACAGGAAACCCCUAUAUUAUCAGCUCUGCCCGAAAAUCAUUUCCAUCCAAAGACGCUGCACUCAGCACCUACUGCGCCAUCUACACAGUGAUGUAUGUCACUUUAGCAUGGAGGACUAAAGGCACACGCCUGACAAAACCCACACUCUGCCUCACUCUGAUCUCAUUGGCUGUGCUGGUGGGCGUGGUCCGUGUGGCAGAGUAUCGAAACCACUGGUCUGAUGUGCUGGCUGGUUAUGCCACAGGGGGAGCUAUAGCCGCUUUUCUGGUAAAAUGUGUGAUAAAUAACUUUAAGCAGACACAGUCUGCCCCAACACUACAACAUAUUCGAACUCCCCGGCCAGAACCUUCCCUAAGCAUGCCCAUGGUGGCUAUGCCCAGCGUGGAGAGUCCACUAGAAAAGUUAAGUGGCCCUCAGGUUCCAGUCACGCUCUAUUCAGGGGUCACAUGACCAUCAGCCCUUCCUAGUCCCCGCCCCUCCCGACGUUCUCAUUCACUCACGACGCACCAUUACCAGCGCAGUCUAGACCUGCCCUCAGAAUGCCCCACCCACUCCAGUGCCCAACCCAACCUCAUCAGAGGUUACACCACACAGGUCUAGACACAUCUUCUCACAGCUGACUACUACUGGACUAAACAGCAACAACAGCAAUAUUGCUCUCUAUCAUUUCCCACCAGAUGACACUUUUGUAUCAGUACUGUUUAUGUUAAUUAUUUCCCCUCGUCUUUUUUCCUCCUCAUCUUUUGGAUCUUCAUAAGCUAAGCUGUGAAAAAAGCCUCAAGUGUAGCGAGGAAACUAAGACUGGAACAAAACUAAACACUUUUAUAACCUGGGACUGAAAGUAAAUUAGUAAAUUAGGUAAAAAAAACUGAAGUGAAAUUUAAUAAGAAUGAAAAAUGUAAACAUAAAAAUAGAGUAGGUAUUUUAGAGUUAUUAUCAGUAGUAUUAUCUAGUACUAAAAGAUCCUUCUGACCUGUAAAAGUCACAGGUAGAUAGUGUAUAUUUUAUAAUACAGAUUAUGGGACUGUUAAUACUAAAACUAAAACAUUUUAACACACUAUAAAUAUAUACAUAUAUUUUUCCAAUGACAAAAAAAUAAAAAAAUACAGGAAAAUAGAAAAUAGAGUAGAAACUGUAGCGCUAGAGUGUGUAGCUGUGUCCUGUUCUGUGUGUUAUUAUUGACCUGCACCACAAAAAAUAUACACAAUUUAACACCUAUUAUAAAAUUUCUCAUUUUUUCAGAUUGUGGUAAGUAAAACAAUAUAAUACAAUAUAAAAGAAAAAUGACAAAAAAGUACAGUUACACAUAGAGCCCAAGCCAUUAUCUUACCUAAUAUAUACUCUAAUCACCAAUACAUCACAAGCUCUAUACUUUCACAAAUAUUUAAUUUAAUUAAAUCUACGUCCAUUAUCAUUUCUAACCAGCCUUUGUUGCUGUGCUUUAAUCAGCAAUAUAUACAUUAUUUGAAACAUUCAGCUGUUCUGAUGUGCAAUAAUAUAAAGAACAUAGUUUUUACUUAUUUGUAAAACAUUUUACUUGUUUUAAGUGAAUCUUUUUAUAAUACUCUGCUGAUUAUAAUGUUUGUUUCUUGAAACAGCGAAAACUAAUCUGCCUGCUUUCACUAUCUUCAAAUAAAAUGACUUAAAACAAGUAAAAUAAUCAUAUAGUAUUUUUAAAUCAACCUGUUCCUGAGAAAUAUUUUGAUUUAAGGUCAUUUCGUAAUCAAGUAUAUAAUUAUUUGUGGUGUAGUUUGACGCUGAUUGUGUAAAUUUACUGUGAAAUCCAGCAUUUAACUCUCACUCACUCAGGAGAGCCGAAAUCGGGGUUCUACACAACUUUGUUUAAAUGUUGUAGAUGAAGUUAAAGGUGUAUUUUUUGUAGUUAUAAGGUGUUUUAAUCUUUGAUUGAUAUGAGAUUGUUUACAGUCAGAAAGGUGAAGGUUAAACUGCAGAAUCAGAACAAUGUUUUAGGACAAUUAUAGUAUGUAAUAUUUUGAGUAAUAAUAACAAUAAUAAUGAAUAUACAAAUAUAGGAUGUAGCAACAGUUUUAUAUGUUAUGAUCAUUUAAUCUAUUUCUUGUCAUUUUAGUAAUAAGUACUAGCAGUUUCGGCCUUGGUUCCAUUUAGAACCUUAAAUACCAGUUUCUGUCUGAUGUUUCUGCAGAGUAUGAUUGACUACCACCAGCAAUUAUUUCAACACAUUUCCCUCACAACAGAAAACACUCUGUUACAACAGGAGUCAGUGAUGCAGUUGAUGUAUUCCAUCAGUACAUAAAGCAUGUAUAGCUUUUUAAUUUAUAUAAAGGACCGGUUAUUCAAGGGUCUGCAUAGAAUCAUUGAGCGUUGGAUGUUUAAAUGUUUUUUUAAAGGACUCUUUAAUGGAAAAUCUUAGUGGCUAGUUCUAGAGACCAUUAUUUGUUAAAUAAACAGCAUAGAUGCCAUUACACCAUAAAGCUAAAGUUGCUCCUGUCACUGAUUCUAAAACUGACCACUGGUUUCUGUUAUGCAGUUGUACCAAAGUGUGUGCACCCCAAUUCACUACAAAUAUGUAGUUUAUAUUUUCUACAAUAAUAUGCAGAAAUGUGUCUGUAUAGGACUGUUUAAAAAUACAAAUCAAUAUAUUAGAAAAAAAAUUAAUAACCAUAUGUACAAACUUUUGUAUAUGAUUCAGUUAGGGUUUUCUGUAUCUUUUGAAAUAAUUGAUUAUGGUAAUCAACCAAUCUGUGAUUCAGAUGGGACAUCUGUUUAACACAUGAUUGGGUGCUAACUCUGGCCACACGGUGGGGCCAGUGGGAAACAGCACUGCACAGUUCUGACUGUCAGUCGCCUGGCUCUGCUACAGUUUUCUAAUGUCAGUGUCUUGUGUGUCUCUGUGUAUGUUUCUUAACUAAAUGAUUCAAUAGUUUAGACUGGUUUAGAAUGAUGUCACUGUCUGUAAGUUAGACAGUGAAGAUGUCCACGUUCAUCAUCUGUUAGCCACGGCCAUUUGUACAGAACUGUAAAUAAAUCUCUUUCUCAGAAAAAGCUAUUUUAUGAAAACACUGAAUGUCACUCCAGGAUCUAAGAUGCUGACCACACCACUGAGUGGCUCAGUGAUAUAGAUGUAAAACAUUCACCUAAAUUCACCUAAAAUCACCUAUCUUUCCUCACAAACAGACUGUUUAAAUUCAUUUGGGGGAUAUUUUUGUAAUGAAAAUAGCAUAUUUAUGUAUAUCCCUCAUUUAGUAUAUAUUAGUGUAGCCCCACUUAGCCUGCAGCAGUUUAGCCCCACUAAUUAGCACCUGAACUUCUGAAGGAAGUAAACAUUGCUGUGGAUGAAAAUUUACCUACAGCAAAGAUCAAUGAUAAUCAAUUUUUGUUCAUAUUGACGUUUGAUGUUUUUUCAGUGUUUUUCUAUAUGAAGUGUUGAGUCAGAACAGGAAUGGGUUCACAUAGUGCUGCUUGAGUGUUACAAAUAUGUUCUAAUGUAGCCCCUUUUCCUUUUUUAUAACAGUUGAAUAUGAAAAUAAAUUAUAAUAAAAGCAUCUGAAGAACAACAUUUCAUUGUC